Molecule: messenger RNA, 1794 nt
Organism: Phragmites australis (common reed)
Lineage: Eukaryota; Viridiplantae; Streptophyta; Magnoliopsida; Poales; Poaceae
Product: cationic amino acid transporter 1-like
Exons: 2
Coding region: 1-1794 (597 amino acids)
Biological process (GO): amino acid transport; transmembrane transport
Cellular component (GO): plasma membrane
Molecular function (GO): L-lysine transmembrane transporter activity; L-glutamate transmembrane transporter activity
Source: RefSeq, a predicted model, not a curated record
AUGGCGGCGGCGGCCGACGGCGAGGCGCGGCGGCGCGGGUGCUGCGCCCCGGGGUCGCUCUUCCCUGAGGAGUCCUUCAGCAGCUGGUCCGCGUACGGGCGUGCGCUGCUGGAGACGGGGCCGCGGCUGCGGGACCGGGCGACGGCGCGAUCGCUCGACGCGACGGAGCUGCACGACGUCCGCGCCCGGAGCGGCGCCGAGAUGAGGCGCACGCUGACCUGGUGGGACCUCAUCUGGUUCGGCAUCGGCGCCGUCAUCGGGGCGGGCAUCUUCGUCCUCACGGGGCAGGAGGCCAAGGAGGCCGCCGGACCCGCCGUCGUGGUCUCCUACGCCGUCUCCGGCGUGUCGGCCAUGCUCUCCGUGUUCUGCUACACAGAGUUCGCCGUCGAGAUCCCCGUUGCAGGUGGUUCGUUCGCGUACCUCCGUGUGGAGCUUGGCGACUUCAUGGCGUUCAUCGCCGCAGGCAACAUCCUCCUGGAGUACUGCAUCGGCGGCGCGGCAGUGGCGCGGUCGUGGACGUCCUACUUCGCGACGCUGCUGAAUCACCACCCCAACGACUUCCGCAUCCACGCCGCCUCCCUCUCCGAGGACUACUCGCGGCUGGACCCCAUCGCCGUCGUGGUGAUCACGCUCAUAUGCCUCUUCGCCGUGCUGAGCACCAAGGGCUCCUCCCGCUUCAACUACAUCCUCUCCAUCGUCCACAUCGCCGUCAUCGUCUUCAUCAUCGUGGCCGGGCUCACCCGCGCCAAGGCCUCCAACCUCACCACCGACUUCGCGCCCUUCGGCGUGCGCGGCAUUUUCGCCGCCUCGGCCGUGCUCUUCUUCGCCUAUAUUGGCUUCGACGCCGUGAGCACCAUGGCCGAGGAGACCAAGAACCCCGCCAAGGACAUCCCCGUGGGGCUCGUCGGUGCCAUGACGCUCACCACCGCCGUCUACUGCGUGCUCGCCGUCGUGCUCUGCCUCAUGCAGCCGUACAAGGACAUCGACCCGGACGCGCCAUUCACUGUCGCCUUCACCGCCACCGGCAUGGACUGGGCCAAGUACAUCGUCGCCUUCGGCGCGCUCAAGGGCAUGACCACCGUGUUGCUCGUCAGCGCUGUGGGGCAGGCCAGGUACCUCACCCACAUCGCGCGGACGCACAUGGUGCCCCCCUGCCUCGCGCAGGUGCACCCCAGGUUUGGCACGCCCGUGAACGCCACCAUCGUCAUGCUCGCGGCGACAGCUGUGAUCGCCUUCUUCACCGACCUCGGCAUCCUCUCCAACCUGCUGUCCAUCUCCACGCUCUUCAUCUUCAUGCUCGUGGCCGUGGCGCUCCUCGUCCGCCGCUACUACGUCGCCGGAGAGACCACUGGCUCCGACCGGAACAAGCUCGCGGCGUGCCUCGCCGUGAUCAUCGCGUCGUCGGUGGCGACGGCGGCGUACUGGGGGCUGAGCUCGGGUGGCGGGUGGGUGGCGUACGCAGUGACGUUGCCGGCGUGGGUGGCCGCGACGCUGUACCUGCAGUGCUGCGUACCCAAGGCGCGGGCGCCCAAGAUGUGGGGUGUGCCGCUGGUGCCGUGGCUGCCGGCGGCGUCCAUCUUCAUCAACAUCUUCCUGCUCGGCUCCAUCGACGCCAAGUCGUUCAUGCGGUUCGGGAUCUGGACGGCGGCGCUUCUCGCCUACUACUUCUUCUUCGGGCUGCACGCGUCAUACGACACGGCCAAGGCGCUCGCUGCCGAGGCCGACGCGGCCAGGGUGGAGGAAGGCGCCCGCAAGGCCGUCGACGGCGCCGGCGCCGGCGCCGGCGGCAACUAA